GACAACGAAAACGUCAAAAUUUCAUGAUGCAAAGAUGACGUCAAGAAACGAAUAUUGUCCUCUGUUAAAGUUUAUGAUUAAUGUGUUCAACCCUAAAGCAACCAAGAAAACUCCUUCUAAUCUCGUGAUUCCCACCCUCCCAACAGAAUGUAUGCAACAAAUCUUUAAAAAUAUUGUUGAUCAAGGCGAGUCGUUGUACCCUUUCCUCUUGGUAAAUCGAUAUUGGUGUAAGAAUGUGGUGCCACUCUUGUGGUCGGAACCAUUUGAAAAUUUGCUGCCAGAGAAUCGAUUUAAGAUUGUGUGCGUCUACCUGAGCUCCCUCGAUGAACAAGAACGAUUGGAAUUAAAUUCCUCGUUGAAACCUUAUGACAUUCACAUACCAAAAAAGGAAACUCCCCUAUUUCAUUAUCCUGUUUUAUUAAAGAAAUUUUCAUUCAAGGAUUUGGAGAUGAUUGUUCAUUCAUUCGUUUACAGUCGAAGCUGCGAUCGCUGCACAGCUAAAGAUUUGGAUGAUCAAAUGACCAUCAUUACCUCAUCCUUGUGUAGGCUAUUCUUAAGAAAUUCUUCCAGUCUAAGAUCAUUCAAGCUUGACAAAUUUUUAAGUCAUUCCGAUAUACCAGAAUGUGGUAGAAUUCUUGAUUCCUCCUCUUGGGAAUCAAGCUUAUCAAACAUCUCAACCCUGGAGAUCGAUUACGCAUCAACUCCAAUUAUGAAGAACUCCAUUCAUAUCUUAAAAAUUAUCGCAAAGCUGUGUAAACAGAUUCGAAUAUUGGACGUUAAAGUCCAACCAUACGUGGAUGUUAAUCACGAGAUCACAGAAGGAAUUGCCAAUAUUAUACGGUCACAGGCGGGUCUGAAGGAAUUUAGUUUGGACGGAGUUGACAAGGAGGAGUCAAGUGAGAUAAUAUUGGCGUUGCGAACCCAGGCUCCGACUUUAACAGCAAUCAAAUUUGAGAAUGUCAUUAUGACCACAACCUCCUUACUCUCUCUCACGCAUUGCGCCAACCUCAAAUCCCUGUCCAUACUAAAUUGUCGAGGACUGACGAUCGACGAUAACAACGAUAAUUUUUGGAAUAAAAUUAAAUUCAACCUGACAAAAUUAUACAUCGCCAAUUCACCGAGAAAUCCGAGAAUUCCCGCACAAAUUAUAAAUUCUUCUGGCGGAGAAACGCUGAAUGAACUAACUUUCGACGUGAUAACCCCCGAAACAGUCGACGCAACAAUAAAAAAUUGUCCGAAAAUUACAAACCUGACUUUACUCAACUAUCAACCCCGACAACACAAUCUGCUCCUGAAUUCUUUAUUCCAAAAUCUAGUUCACAUCACCCAUCUCACGCUGCACUUGAGCCACAAGAGUAAAAGUUUUGAGAAUAUGAUCAUCCCGGGAAAAAGUUUACCACCAAAUUUGGAAUACCUGAAGCUGAAAUGUGGAUUUACCACCGUGCAAUUGGAUGGGUUGUUGAACGACUGCGGCGAGAAUGCCAAGUUGAAAGUCUUGAUCAUUGACUUUAUGAAAGCUUUGCAUUUGGAUCUGAAGGUGAUCUUGAAAUUCGUAAAAUGCAGGCGGACGUUGAGAUAUUUGGGAAUCGGCGGAGCCGCGGGGUGGAGUGGUGAAGAGAUGAAAGAAUUGGAGGGAUUGAAAGAGAAAUUUGGUGUGCAGGUAAUACCUUGGCACGAGGUUGACAAAUGGUAA
Messenger RNA from Acaulospora morrowiae, 1693 nucleotides. The record is from the annotation of a GenBank genome assembly. NCBI's taxonomy places the organism in Eukaryota, Fungi, Glomeromycota, Glomeromycetes, Diversisporales, Acaulosporaceae.